AUGUGGGACAACUGGCCGGAUGGCUACAGCUGGCGAGGGGGCUGGAACUGGGCCUGGCACAACGACGAGCAGGCAGCCAACGGCUGGCGGAAAUGGCAGGACCGGUCCUGGGCUGGGCAGUGGCAGCCAAGCAGGUACCAGCGAAGCGACUAGCUGA
Molecule: messenger RNA, 157 nt
Organism: Symbiodinium necroappetens
Lineage: Eukaryota; Dinophyceae; Suessiales; Symbiodiniaceae
Source: the annotation of a GenBank genome assembly